Fusarium pseudograminearum CS3096 is the source of this 3768-nucleotide messenger RNA. RefSeq lists its product as uncharacterized. The record is from RefSeq and is a predicted model, not a curated record. The transcript has 6 exons. Bases 1 to 3768 code for a protein of 1255 amino acids. Gene Ontology annotation, biological process: carbohydrate metabolic process. Gene Ontology annotation, molecular function: hexosyltransferase activity; UDP-glycosyltransferase activity. NCBI's taxonomy places the organism in Eukaryota, Fungi, Ascomycota, Sordariomycetes, Hypocreales, Nectriaceae.
AUGGCUAGCAUCAUCGACAAUAAAGCUGCUGCGGGUCGGCAGCAACAGCAACAACCCCGCGAUGACGAUAGCUCGAGCAACCUACAAUUACCAGAUAUUCACAUCGCUGAUAGCGAUGCAGCCCCUCCUCCUUACGGAGAGUCCCAUGAUCAAGUCCACUUCUCACAGCCUGGAUUUGAUGCCGCCGACGGUCGAGUCAACAUCAAUAUCAAUGCCAAAAACAGAAGACUUGCCGAUCUUCUCGCACCAACUCUACAAGAUCAACUUGCUCCUGAGCCCGAACAACCUGAUCUCCCUCCCGCAUAUAUUCCCCCAAGCCUUGGAGGUAGACCUGGACAAACUCCGCCACCAAAGCUCAAUGUCGUCGUACAAAUUGUUGGAUCCCGAGGCGAUGUUCAACCUUUUGUCGCCCUAGCCAAGGUUUUGAAAGAUACAUAUGGACACAGAGUACGAAUCGCUACUCAUCCCACCUUCCGCACAUUUGUCGAAGAGAAUGGCCUCGAAUUCUUCAACAUCGGAGGCGACCCUGCCGAGCUGAUGGCCUUUAUGGUCAAGCACCCCGGCCUGAUGCCUGGCUUUGACGCCAUUACCAGCGGUGAAAUCACCAAGCGUCGAAAGGGUAUCGAAGAGAUACUUAUGGGUUGCUGGCGAUCAUGUAUCGAAGGAGGUGAUGGCCUUGGCCCGGCUCCCAAACCCCAUGCCUCCAACGCACCCUUGGACGUUUCAUUGGUAUCAGGCAACUCAGGCCAGGAGCCUUUUGUUGCUGAUGCUAUUAUCGCCAACCCUCCUAGCUUCGCCCAUGUUCAUAUUGCUGAGAAACUAGGUAUUCCUGUGCACAUGAUGUUUACCAUGCCUUGGUCGCCAACACGAGCCUUUCCACAUCCUUUAGCCAAUAUUCAAUCUUCAAAUACCGAUGACGUGAUGACGAACUACAUGUCAUAUACUCUGGUAGAAAUGAUGACAUGGCAGGGUCUGGGAGAUGUUAUCAACCGCUUCCGUAAGAAGGCGCUCGACCUUCCCCCACUUUCAUUGAUCUGGGCACCUGGACUUCUUUCAAGACUCAAAAUCUCGUGGACAUACUGCUGGUCACCAGCCUUGAUUCCAAAGCCCAACGAUUGGGGCCGACACAUUGAUAUUUCGGGCUUUUACUUCCUUAACCUUGCCUCGUCAUACACACCCGAUCCCGAGUUGGCAGCUUUCUUGCGCGAUGGCCCCCCUCCAGUCUACAUUGGAUUUGGUUCUAUUGUGGUCGACGACCCUAAUGCCAUGACCGAAAUGAUCUUUGAGGCAGUCAGGCUUUCAGGUGUCAGGGCUCUGGUCUCGAAAGGUUGGGGUGGUCUUGGUGCUGAUGAUCUUGGCAAGCCAGAUGGAGUAUAUAUGCUGGGCAAUGUUCCCCACGACUGGCUGUUUGAACACGUCUCAUGUGUGGUACAUCACGGUGGUGCUGGCACUACCGCUGCAGGUAUCAAGGCUGGCAAGCCUACCCUUGUGGUACCCUUCUUUGGAGAUCAGCCAUUCUGGGGUGCCAUGAUAGCCAGAGCCAAGGCCGGCCCUGACCCGAUCCCAUACAAGCAGCUGACUGCAGAGAAGCUGGCCGAGGCCAUCAAGUUUUGCGUCAAGCCCGAGACUCUAGAACAGGCCAAGGCUAUGGGACAGAAAAUCAGAGAAGAGAAAGGAACCGAUGUCGGCGGAAAGAGCUUCCAUGAUCAUCUCGAGGUGGACAAGUUGCGCUGUACUCUGGCACCGAGCAGGGCCGCCGCUUGGCGUGUGAGAAGAACCCAAGUACGACUCAGUGCCUUUGCUGCUGCAAUUCUGGUGGAGCAGGGAAUACUCCAGUGGUCUGACUUGAAGCUGUAUCGAAUGAGGGAGUACAACACAGAGGAGCAGCCACCUGAUCCAAUUUCUGCUUGCACCUUGUCGCUUGUCACUGAUAUAGGGGGCAUUGGCAUGGCUAUUGCUGAUAUGCCCAGAGAGCUCUUCAAGAGCAUGUCAAAUCCCAAGAAGAAAGACCAGACACCAUUGGACACUGCGAACCCUCGUGCCACUGAGAGUGAUGCCUCACUAGUCAAACCUCAAGGCACUGAUUCGGAUCAGAAAUCAACUUCUGCGGCGAGCAUUGCCGACACCGAAACACUAAACUCUGCAAUCCUCACGUCCUCCCACUCUAACGCAUCGCAUCCUACUCUAAGCGAUGCAGCAUCCAGCACUUCCGGCCUAUCAUCCCCCGAUCGGUCGAGCGCCCAAACAGCAACCAAUCAGAAAUCCUGGAAGGAGCAGAUGAAGCAAGCGGCGAACGCUGCCAAGCAAGAUCGGGGUGCGUCGCCUGUCAACUACGUUGACGCAGCUGUUGGAACAGGCAGGGGAGUUGGUCGUGUAGUUACCACUGGUGCCAGAACGCCCAUGAACUUUUGUCUUGGACUGGCCAGAGGUUUCAGAAACAUGCCAAAACUUUACAACGACGAGACUGUUCGCCCUGUUGAUAAGGUAACAGGUGUUGGCUCUGGUAUUAUGGUAGCAGGCAAAGAGUUUGGCUAUGGACUAUUUGACGGCAUUACUGGUCUUGUUACACAGCCCCUGAAAGGUGCCGAGAAAGAGGGAAUGCAGGGUCUAAUCAAAGGAUUCGGUAAGGGUAUCGGAGGUGUGGUAGCAAAACCAGCGGCAGGCUUCUGGUCUAUCCCAGCUUACACCAUGCAGGGUGUCGAUGCUGAGAUUACCAGAUAUUUUUCAAAGAGCGUUCUGAACUACAUUGUUUCCUCGCGAGCUGUCCAAGGCCAGCACGAGAUGCAAGAGGCAACGCCCGGCGAAAGAAAUGACGUUGUGCAACGGUGGAACAACUUCGCGUCUGAUCUUGACAAGUUUUAUCGAUGGAAGAAGAAGGAGAAGGUCGCGGGAAAACGUCCAGAGGGGUCUCAACAAGACAGCUCAGAGGCUGUGCUUGAACGCCCUCAAACUGGGUGGCUUCACACUAGAAACCUAUCCUUUGAAAAACGAAAGAAGUUACAUGCUGAUAAGGAAGCAUGGGAGAGGGCCAGCUCAGACACCCCGGUCCCAGAAUCGAAAUCGAGUGGUGCUUCGGCCAUACAAAUGCACUCUUCCGAGGAUGAAGAGCUUGAGAAAGCUAUUCGGGCAUCAAUUCAAGAGACGUCACGUGGUAACGCUGAAGAAGAUGCACAGGUGGAAGCCGCUAUGCGCGAAAGCAUCAACGUUGUCCGACAGAGAGCCGAAGCAGGCGAGGCUGCACCACUCCCUCUGAAAGACCCAUCCAUCUUCAAGGAUGCUGAAUAUCAGAUCACUGAUGAGGAGUACCAAGCUCUUGUUGAGCAAGCCAUUCAGCAGAGUCUAGGAAAUGACGCGCCUCUGCCUCAAUAUUCUGAAAUGCCAGGUUUCAGUGAGACGGACACUGUGGCUCAAUCACACACAGCAUCCACUAACGAUGACGACAAAGAGCUGCGGCAAGCCAUUGAAGCCUCUAAGAAGCAAUCCCCGCCGCCACUACCGCCAAGAGAAGUAAAUGAUGACGAGUUUGAGCGUGCGAUAGCAGCGUCAAAGGAAGCCAUGGAAAAGGAAAGCAGUCAGCAAACUGAGGAAGACAUUGUGAUGGAGUACGUCAAAAAGCAGAGUUUGGCAGAAGAGGAGUACAGAAAGAAGAUGGGCCAGGGCAAGCCUUCAGCAAACACGGGCGACGAUGACGACGAGGAAUUAAGGCGAGCAAUGGAGGAGAGUCUGAGGAUGAAUAGGGGUGACACAUCAGGUCCUUCAGGGAUCUAA